AGCGCGCUCAACUCAGCCCCGCGAAGGAUGGACACGAGCUGAUGUCUGUGGAGCUGCAGACUGUGUCCGGGAGAGCGUCUCUUGUGCGAGGAGAGGAUAAACGGAGAGGUGAAUAGUCUCUGCUGUUGGAUUUAUUGUAACCUGUCAAAAUGGGACGGACUUUAGUGACGUUUUGUCUGAUUGUGGGUGCUCUAAGCAGGACACAAAGUGCUUCUGAUCUCUGCCGAGGCCCGCACUGUUUCCCGGCUCAGGACUGGAGCAGAUCUUGCGUGGGGACGCACUGUCAAGGGCGCGUGGAGACGAGACGUCAGAUCCAAAAUUCAGCCCAAAGCAGACAUGGGCCAGUAUACCCCGUGCCCGGGGGGUACCAACAGGACUACAAUCAGCCGUACGCCCUGCAUCAGUCUCCAGCGGGCUACGAUGGUACGAGGAGGACCAACCCCAGGACCAUCACGGCAGAGGUGUUCCAUCCCGGCUGCACGGGGGGCGUCUGUCCCACCAGCGUGUCGCAGCGGUCCACAGGGGAGGACAGCGCACGAGAGUGCAAAGGAAUUGGAUGUAAGCUUCCUCACCUCAUGCGCCAAAAGCCCAAGGUGUGCGUCGGGGAAGGCUGCAGUGCGCACGAAGAACUAUCUCCUGUGCGCGUGACUGACAGAGCUGCACAGUUUCUGGAGGAGUUUCCAGACUUUGGAGCGGAGCGAGGCGCGUGGAUACAACUCAACUGUGACAUGAAGCCAACGUCAGGUGGCAAUGAGGUCCCCUCUGAGGACGCGCUUGUGCUGCAGCUGCAGCUGAGUAAGGGCCAAGAGAAGCUGGUUGAGGCCCUCAGGGGCCAACAGGACGAGGUGCGAGAGCUGCAGAGGCACCUCACUGAGCAGCAGGGGGCGCUUCUCAACCAGCAAAGAGAAAUUCUGGAGCAACAGAGGAGAAUGUUUGAGCAAAUGGAGCAAGUUAAAGCCCAGUACAACUUACUGAUCGACAGCAUCAAGCAUACAUCGCUGCAGAACUUCCAAGGAGAUCUGAACAAUCCCAUGGAGACGAUGGGGGUACAGUUCAGGGCUCACCAGGCUCAACAGGCUCUGUCCCUGCACAAAGUGGAUAUGGAUGCUAAUGUCAUGGAGGUGAGCCAGCCCCUGUUGGCCUGUGGCAGCUGUGGCCCAGACGAGUACUGCUCCUUCAGUAAUGGACGGCCUCACUGUGAGAGGUGCACUGUGUGUCCCCCCGGCUUCUUCCUUGUCGCCCAGUGCUCAGUUCAUGCGGACAGGAUCUGUCAGGACAGAGAUGAGUGUCUUGAAAUUACAGAUAUUUGUGGUGACACUCAUAAAUGCCUCAACACUCCAGGUGGGUUCAGGUGCCAGGGCAUGUUGGAGAGAGAUGCUGACUCGGGGAUGUGUACUCAUGGUUACUUCUUUAACGCGGACAUGGACGAGUGUCAGGCAUGUAGCGAGUGUGACGGAGAGCCCAUUGCUGCUCCCUGCAGCUUCACCACGGACACUGUUUGCUCUGGUCUUCUUUCUGGAGCCUCAGCUCUGUCUCUAGCCUGGGCUGGGGACAUCAGCCUAUCUUCUGAGAAGGGCCACAUCCUCACUCACGUCCCCAGUCUACAGCUGCAGAUCCAGGGGCGCAGUGAGGCGGGACUCCUGUCUGCAGAGGCGGGGCAUCUGAUCUUUAGGCAGCACGGCCUGGUGUGGCUGGACCAGAACCUUCCUGUGAGCCAUGGCUGUCGGAGCUUCAUCCAGGUGUGUCUGAGGAUGAACAGCAGUGAUGGAGCUGAAAGCAGUGACCUGAGCGGCAUCAGAGUGGAGCAAAGAGAGGGCCGCUCCCUUCAAAGUGUCAGCAUCAGUGGGGUGGCUGAGGUUGCUCCUGGUCACAUGAUUUCCCUCUUUCUCCGGAGCGCCAGUCACCACUGUAACCAGAGCAGUGAUGGCCUGCAGCUGUACAACCCAUCGGCUGCAUCCUUCAGCCUGCUGUGGCUGUCCCAUGACACUGGGGCAGUGGCCAUGUCAGCACAGGCAGUGGUCUCCACUCAUUACCAUACAAACUAUCGACCCGUGUUCAGAGUGAGCACUACAUCAGACCCUUAUGUGGUGGGCCUGACUCAUGAUGGCAGAGGGGUGCGGUUUGCAGAGAGUGGCACAGUGCGCUUUGUGUUCCAGCAGGCACUGUACUCUAUGGGACAAGCCUGCGUGAGUGAGGGCUUCCAGGUGUUAGCAUACCUCAGUCAGAAUGGAACAGGUGUGGAGCUGUGCCGAAGCUUCAAGCCCGGAGUCCACUACAGGGACACCUCCUUAUCUGUGUCGGGGGCUGCUAAGGUCGGCCCUGGGGACACUCUUGCAUUUGAGAUCCUGUCUCCUGCGCAGUGCAAUGUGCGCUUCUUUGGUGAUGAGACCAGCAUCAGUAAGUUGAGCCUGGUGUGGAUCCCUGCAGCCAUCUCCUCCUCUCUGUUUGCAGCAGUGACCCACACGGGGCUUCCCUCUGGAGCUGUGCGAAAUAAGCCUUUAUUCUUCCACCAGACCAGCCCCCGAGUGCCCCAGAUCGGGAUGGUCUCUAAGGGAACAACCGAACAGAAAAGAGACAUAGUCUUCAAAGAGAGCGGCACUGCCAGUAUAGCACUGGACCUCAAACUCAUUCACUCAUGCAACCUGAUCAAGGUGACUCUCCUGAGGCGAAGCGAUCCAGAGGGGGGCCAGGGCAGCAAAGAGGCAGAAGGGGUGCGUCCUGUGCCCCUGGCCCAGCAGGUUGGGGGCCAGAUGCCAGAGGGCAGCCAGUGGGCCAGUGUGAGCCUAAGGUCAUCUUUCCGAGUUCAUAACGGAACAUCUGUGUACUUCACUCUGGACUGUGUGCGCGGGCGGGUCAACCAGAUCAGCCAUCACACAGGCAGUGCCGUGUCUGUCCUCUGGGUAGCAGAGUAGCAAACCAAACCUUUGACUUUUAAGCUCAGAGCAUUUUUGUUUUUUAAUAUUGAUCAACUUUUUUGGGUGGAUUGACGUCUCUUUAUACUCCUUACUUGUUUGGUCUGUUACAAAGGACUAUUUUCUUCACAAUCUUAACUUGUGCUUGAACAUGGCAUUGACUCAUUAUGUGGUUGUCCGUCUUACUCAGUCUGUUUUGUGUGUGUGUAAAUAAUUCCCAUAUUCGUGUGGUGCCUUCAGUUACUGGAAAUGGUUUGAUUCAGUCCUGUUUAGGGCCAUAUGUUUCAUGUUAACCACCAUUCUCGCUGCAUGCCUUGUUUAUUGACCAUUUUUUAUGUUUAGUGUUCAAAAUUAUGGUUCCUUUGAAGUAUGUCAUAAAAUGUAUAUUGGUUGUUUAUAC
Messenger RNA from Periophthalmus magnuspinnatus, 3312 nucleotides. RefSeq lists its product as uncharacterized. NCBI's taxonomy places the organism in Eukaryota, Metazoa, Chordata, Actinopteri, Gobiiformes, Gobiidae. The record is from RefSeq and is a predicted model, not a curated record. Bases 150 to 2912 code for a protein of 920 amino acids. Gene Ontology annotation, molecular function: protein binding; calcium ion binding. The transcript has 6 exons.